CAUCGCCAUCGAAUCCGCUUUCCGCUCCCUUCUUGAUCCAGCCAGGGACUCCCUCCACUACUCCCCGGUCACAUCAUUUCUUUUGUUCGCCGUCGCUCCUGGAGCUUUGAUUAAUUUUUGAAGUCCGUUCAUCGGCUGUCAACUCCAGUCAUCAUGGCUCAUCGCAUCGUCACUCAAGUCGUUGUCACGGGCGCCCGUGUCUUCGGCAAGGCCUUCGCCGAGGCCUACAAGCAAGCCCAAGCCUCCUCCAAGUACGCCGCGCAGACGGGCAAGAAGGUCGGCGCCAGCAUGUCUUCCGGAUUGACUCUCGACGAGGCCUGCAAGAUUCUCAACGUUAAGCCGCCGCAAAACGGCGAGGCCAACCUGGAGCAAGUGAUGGAGCGUUUCAAGAAGCUGUUCGACCUCAACGAUCCCCAGAAAGGUGGUAGUUUCUACCUGCAAAGCAAGAUUCUUCGGGCCCGGGAAAGGUUAGAGAUGGAGAUCCGACAGGCCGAGCGCAAGGUCGCCGAGGAGAAGGAACUGCGCGAAGGCUGGAAGCCCAAGGUAUAUAAGGACCGGUGAAUGCGUCCCUUUCUGCCUAUAGCACCCAGCUCAACUUCUUCAGGAAUGAUUGAUUGCUCUCGGGCUGCCAUCUGGGAGAUCUUGCGUUUCGAUCGAUUUAAGCUUGGCUCUCACCAACAGGGUCGAAGCAGUUGCGCCGGCCAUUGGAAGCCCCUUUUAACGAUCUCCUCGACCUCCUGUUUUUCUCCCUCUCGGUUUUCGCGGCAUAGCAUGGCGUUUUGGUGAUUCCAACUUGCAGCUUGGAAAGAGUUUAGAUUCCUAUAUUUUAUACGGUGGCUUGCAUCUCGUCAAGGCAGAUGGACUCGGUUUGAGUGAAGGGCAUAUGGCAUAUCGGAUUCCAGGCUGAGUCGACAGACAGCCUGGAGUUGGUUGCGCCUUCUUCGCCGGGCCAUUCUCCGUCCUGACUGAGAGUAUAUGUGUAUAUUAUUCGAAAGACGAAGGGCCUACGAGCCUGCCAGAGCACAAGGAUGAUUCUAUCUUUGUGUUCUUUUCCUUUUCCUGUUCUUAAUGAUCCCUUCUCCCCUCUUGUGUCCUCUUCAGAGGAUUGAUACCUGUACUUUAGUACCCUCCACGAAUUGCGUGGAAGGUCAUGAUUCCGCUGAGAAUUGUGUACAAAUGUUAGCAUUGUCAACGUCAAUCUUGAGAAGUA
Messenger RNA from Aspergillus welwitschiae, 1210 nucleotides. Its product is annotated as import motor complex subunit PAM16. The transcript has 2 exons. The coding region runs from base 154 to 561 and encodes 135 amino acids. NCBI's taxonomy places the organism in Eukaryota, Fungi, Ascomycota, Eurotiomycetes, Eurotiales, Aspergillaceae. The record is from RefSeq and is a predicted model, not a curated record. Gene Ontology annotation, biological process: protein import into mitochondrial matrix. Gene Ontology annotation, cellular component: TIM23 mitochondrial import inner membrane translocase complex.